GUUGUUUCCAGUGUAAACCCUCGCUUUGGUUACAAACCCUGCCUCCCUCCCCCCCCCCUCCCUCCCUCCGGAGGCUGUGUAUCUGUCUCACAUUCACAUCCCAGCCUGUCACUAGCACAUCCGAAGGCGAGCAUGGCGCAAAGGGGGCCACUCGUGUCUGCAACGAGGACCCUCCCCAGGACAGCCCCCAGCCUGGCGCUGCUGCUGCUGCUGCUCGGUGCCUGCUGGGCUGCGCGCCCCUCGGAGCGGUGGGGCGGCCGGAGCUCCAGCUGGGUGACCCGGGCAAGCAGGAACCCGCGGGAGCUGCUGUUCCGCCCCGGCGGCGGCGGCGGCGGCGGCGGCCGGGAGGAGGCGAGUGCGCUGGGGCGCGCUGGCCAAGGCGUGGGGGCUGCUGCGGGGAGUCGCUCCAGGAGAGCAUCCUCCACCUCCUCUCGCCCGGCCAGGGAGCAGGUCUCUCUGAUCAGCACCUCCUUCGUGCUCAAGGGGGACGCGUCGCACAACCAGGCGAUGGUGCACUGGACGGGCGAGAACAGCAGUGUGAUUCUGAUCCUUACCAAGUAUUACCAUACUGACAUGGGGAAGGUGCUGGAGAGCUCUUUGUGGAGGUCAUCGGAUUUUGGGACAUUAUAUACAAAGCUGAAUCUGCAGCCCGGGAUUACGACAGUCAUUGACAAUUUCUACAUUUGUCCCACCAACAAAAAAAAGAUAAUUCUUGUGAGUUCUUCACAUAAUGACCGGGACCAGAUCCUUUUCAUGAGCAUGGAUGAAGGAGCCACUUUUCAAAAGCAGCCCAUUACCUUCUUUGUGGAAACCCUGAUUUUUCACCCAAAAGAUGAGGAUAAGGUGAUUGCUUACACCAAGGAAGGCAAGCUCUAUGUGUCAGUUGACUUGGGGAAAAAAUGGACUCUUCUGCAGGAACGAGUGUCAAAAGACCAUAUUUUUUGGGCCGUUGCCGGAGUUGACAGAGACCCUGAUUUGGUUCAUAUGGAAAUCCACGACCCCAGUGGAGGUUAUCGCUACAUCACCUGUCAGAUUCUGAAUUGCUCUGAUAAAACACCGACAGUCCAGUUUGCUGGCAGCAUCGACCAGGAUUCCUUGACUGUACAGGAUGACUACAUAUUCCUCCAGACAACAUCAGCAAAUCGGACUAAAUAUUAUGUCUCUUACCGUCGAAAUGACUUCAUACAGAUGAAGCUACCAAAAUAUGCAUUGCCAAAGGAUUUACAGAUUAUCAGUACGGAUGAAAACCAAAUAUUUGUGGCUGUUCAAGAAUGGUACCAGACAGACACGUAUAACCUGUACCAGUCUGACCCACAGGGUGUAUACUACUCCAUUUUACUAGAGAACGUCAGGAGCACUAAGCAGCCAGAAGAGAAUGUGCUGAUAGAUAUUCUGGAGGUCAGAGGCGUUAAAGGAGUCUUUUUGGCCAAUCAAAAAAUCGAUGGGAAAGUUACAACUCUAAUAACCUACAACAAAGGCCGUGACUGGGACUAUCUGACCCCUCCAAUCUCUGAUAUGAAUGGUAAACCAACUAACUGCAAACAUCCUGAUUGCCAUCUUCAUCUCCAUCUCCGCUGGGCAGACAAUCCAUAUGUGUCAGGAACAGUCCAUACCAAGGACACUGCACCUGGGCUCAUAAUGGGCGCAGGUAAUCUGGGCUCCCAGCUGGUUGAGUAUAAAGAAGAAAUGUACAUAACAUCUGAUUGUGGGAAUACCUGGCGGCAGGUCUUUGAAGAAGAACAUCACAUCUUGUAUCUGGACCAUGGUGGAGUCAUUGUGGCCAUCAAAGACACUUCUAUCCCUCUGAAAAUACUCAAGUUCAGCAUAGAUGAAGGUCAGACAUGGAGUACACAUAAUUUCACCAGUACAUCAGUUUUCGUAGAUGGGCUACUCAGUGAACCUGGAGACGAGACGUUAGUCAUGACAGUCUUUGGACACAUCAGUUAUCGUUCAGACUGGGAGCUGGUGAAAGUAGACUUCAGACCAUCUUUCCCCAGGGAGUGCACUGAAGAUGACUAUGAAUCUUGGGACCUCACAGAUCUACAGGGUGAUCGCUGCAUCAUGGGUCAGCAGAGAAGUUUUCGGAAGAGGAAGAUUUCAUCAUGGUGCAUUAAAGGGAGGAGUUUCACAUCUGCUCUCACAUCCAAAGUUUGCGAGUGUGCAAACUCUGAUUUCUUAUGUGAUUAUGGAUUUGAACGUUCAGCACCUCUGAAAUCAGAAUCCAUCAAGUGCUUUGCUAACUUUUGGUUUAACCCAGCAUCACCCCCUGAAGAUUGUGCAUUAGGGCAGGCCUAUGCAAGCAGCACAGGGUACAGGAAAGUGGUGUCUAAUGUAUGUGAAGGUGGUGUCGACUUGCAGCAGAAUCUAGCCCAGCAUAUGUGUCCACUGAUUGCUCCCAAAAGACUGCAGAUCAUCAUCAAAGGAGAGAGCCUGGCUUUUAAACCUGGAGAAGACAUCACCUUUGUAGUCAUGCAAGAGCAGGGAGAUAUUCUAAACACCAAGUACCAGGUGGACCUUGGAGAUGGCUUUAAGGCAAUAUAUGUGAACCUCACAAUGACAGGGGAACCCAUUCAGCACCGUUAUGAGAACCCUGGGAUUUACCGUAUCUCAGUCAGGGCUGAGAAUGUUGCCGGGCAUGAGGAGGCAGUGGUGUUUGUUCAAGUUAAUUCUCCACUGCAGGCUUUACAUCUAGAAGUGGUUCCAGUCAUUGGAAGAAACCAGGAGAUGAAUUUGACAGCCAUCGUAUUGCCCAAGAACCCUAACUUGACAGUCUUCUACUGGUGGAUAGGAAACAAUCUUCAGCCACUUCUCACUUUGGACAGUUUUUUGGUGACAAGAUUUGCUGAGAUAGGUGAGGUGAGAGUUACAGUGCAGGCCUCCUGUGGGAACUCCAUGCUGCAGGAUUCCAAGAUUGUCCGAGUUUUUGAUCAUUUUCAAGUCCUUUCUCUAAAGUUUACUAAACAUCUGGACAUGUACAACCCCAACAUACCAGAGUGGAGGGAAGACAUAGGCCUGGUAGUAACACGACUUCUUGCAAAGGAAACUAAUAUCCCUGAAGAAACACUGGUGACUGUGGUGAAACCUGGUCUGCCCACAACUGCUGAUUUGCUUGUGCUGCUUCCAGCAAACCAGCCAAAGCGGAAGAGAAGUGUAACUAGUGAUAAGAGAAUAGCUGCUAUAAAGCAGGCCUUGAAUGCACAUAACAUCAGCUUUUUCCUGAGAGAAGGAUACUGGGUCUUAGUGAUGUUAGCCAGCUCUGAUUCAGACUCUCAGAGAACUGGAGGAGGCAGUGGAUACUGGGCUAUAGUGGUUCUCUUUGUUAUCUGUCUAGUUGUAGUUGGAGCCUUCAUUCUCUACAAGUUUAAAAGGAAACUGCCAGGCAGAAAUGUCUAUGCCCAGAUGCACAACGAAAAAGAACAGGAGAUGACAAGCCCUGUUAAUCACAGUGAGGACACUCAGAACAUCAUCCAGGGUGAGGAGUUUAUUGAUGAUGAUCUGGAUUCUCAAACGCUAGGUAACGCAAGAGGCAAUCACUCAGGCGUGGUUUUGAGCAUUAACUCCAGAGAGAUGCACAGUUACCUGGUUAGCUGAUGUUUACAGCUAAACACAAAAACCGAAAGACUCUUCUCUGUAUUGUUUAAUUUUUCCGUGGGGAUGUCACCAAAUGGCAAACAUGUCUGUACCUGCUGGAGGAAAGUAGGUUCUAAACAGUCUUGAAAUUAAAAGUGUCCAUCAUCUGUUACUGUAGAAUGGGAACUUGUUACAAUUCAAACUCAAACUAAGGUAGCAAAUUUGUAGCCCUAGGCACACUAGAUGCCACAUUUUCUCUGUUCUGUAUAUGUUCUAGUUCUUUAUGUUCAGUUUUAGAAGGAUUGGGCUGUAGUUCUUUUUAUUGGCUGAGGUGUUCAGUGGAAGACUGAAAUUCAACAGUCCUGAAGAGUUGACUUUAAAAACCAAUGACUAGAAAGUACAAAGCGGAUGGCUGGUUGAUCGUUCCAAAUUUGUACUUGUUUAAAAGGCUGGGGCUACCUGUUCUGGUUCAGCGCUAAGAGACGAAUGAGCAAGGAGAUAAAUGUACUCCUUAGCUCCUCUUCAAUCCAAGUUCUUACCUUUAAAAUGUGUGAGACAAUCUAAGGAGCUUCAGCUCACUAUGUGAGUCCCUGCUAUAAAUGGAAUAAAUAAUGUGUUAAGCCUUUUUGCAAGUAAAAUGAGUCCUAAGAAACACCAAGCAACACUCCCUGACCCCACCCCACCCAAAAAACCCCACUAGCUUGGUGCUACUUCCAAACCAGGUGCUUUCACUUCUAGAGGCUGGUUGGUUUAAGUUGCUCUUCUGUCGUCUUCUAACUUGAGCACCUCCAUCAUGGCAGUUGCAAGACCAGUUAUUGAAUAAUAAACAGUUUUGACUGCCUGUCCUUUUUUCUCUUUUUAAAAGUGUAAAUACCUCUUUUAAGUAGCUUUUUGUAUGUUUUUUUAAAAUUUCUAUUCUGAGGGCAGAGGCCUAAUAUAUGUAAGAAUUCUCCCCCAAUUAGGUCAGUACAGCACACCAGAACCUUUAGUCCUACAGAUACUUGGAGUUUCCCUUUGUGUUCAGUUCCUGCCUCUGAUGUAAGGAUGGGCAAACUAGCAGCUGAACUUCACCACCUUUGACGUGUUUGACAAUCAGGAAGGAUCGUAGCAGGGAACUGAUGCAAUUUAAGGGAUUGCACUUCAUCAGUUUCACCACCGGAUGUCACUCUUAUUCCCUCAUCACAGAGCUGGGCCAUAUUUCUGCAGGAAAGGGCAGUGAAACUGUCAAAGGAGCCAGAUUGGGAGAGGCAUGUGGAAGGGUCAGUUCAGAGUUUGCUUAUUCCCAUCUCUCUAUCCCCAGGGGUUGAGAGUCCUAAGGCAUCACUAAAUCCACAUCUUGCAGGUUGUUUGUAUGUGGGUUUUUGUAGGGAUUUGUGUAGGAAAUGAACCACAGCAUGGUUCAGCCAAAUGUUUGGCAUCCCAUGUAUCACAGCUGCCUGGAAUUAGGACACUCUCUCAGAAAACUAUUUAAUCUUUUCACCUUUUGCCUUCAACAGGGGAUGACUAGCUCUUUUUUACUCACUGAAUGGUGUACUAAUGCUUGUAGCUAAAUGUCCAUACCACCUUCCUUAAAGGGAUUAUAGUCAACUAUAUACUUGUGAAUGACCAAGCAGUCACGCCGGUGAGACAGAAUGGAACUAUCUAAAAAUUCUCCUAUGCAGUAGGUCGCUCUUCCAUGUAGCCAGAGAAUUAAUGAUAUCAUGGAAUAUGCUUUCUUCAGAAACAACAUGUUAGCAUGCCACCUCCUAUGUGGCAAUAUAAGCUCUCACAAAGCUCACAGAAUCUGUGUGUAAAGCACAAGAAAAUCUAGUUUAGGAACAAACAGUAUGAAAGUGGAUGGGAACGUGUAAGGUCUGAAUGCUUGAAAAGAGUGGCAAGUGCAUGCCAACUGCUCAGGAAAAGGUCUGUUUGUAACCAUCUCACAAAAAUUUCAUCUUGCAAAGCCCUACAGGGCCCUGCAAACUAACCCACAGAGAUACAGGAAAUAGUUGAGUUGACAAUGUUGUAUGCAGGACUAAGUAUAAUUCUGACAUAGUCAUAAGAACCAAAGACCAAAGGUCCAUCUAGCCCAGUAUUCUGUCUUCUGACAGAGGCCAAUGCCAGGUGCCCCAGGGAGAAUGAACAGAACAGGUAAUCAUCAAGUGAUCCAUUCCUUGUCCACCAUUCCCAGCUUCUGGCAAACAGAGGUUAGGGACACCAUCCCUGUCCAUACUGGCUAAUAGCUAUUGAUGGACCUAUCCUCCAAGAACGUAACAAAUUCUUUUUUUUAACUCUGUUAUAUUCUUGGCCUUCACAACAUCCUCCAUUCAUUCAUUAGUGUCUGAGUCCCGGAUUUUCUGAGGUGAAGUGCCAAUACAAAAUCAUUAGUGCUUUGGAAGCCUACAGGACUGUUGCACCAUGGGCUAGUCCUAUUCACCAGCUCCUUACUGGUUUUAGGGGAAAUGAACUAGAAACAAUACAGUGAAACAAUAUUGCAAACAACUUUUCCUGGGAAGUAAAUUCAAAUUAGGGCAGGAGAAUGGAGGAUUGAACUCUUAAAUAAUGUAAAGAAUUGAACUUCUAUAUUAGAGUCUUUUUGUUGGUCUGCUUGCAGGCUAAGGGAAUUAUAGGGACUAGUUCACAUACACUAAUUUUAUGCUUUGACAAUUAUUUUUAUACAUUUACAACAGUUUGAUUCAUGUUUCUGUUGGCAGGAAACUCCUGCUGCAAAGCAAAAUAUUUAACUGUUGUGCAAGACUCUACUAGUCAUUAUCAUUAAUACUUAGCACUUAUCUAUGAUGCUUGUAAUCUUCCCAGCAUUUUCCAACAUUAACUAAUUUAAUUCUUGAAACACACCUGUGAGGUUGGUAUAACAUGACUCACAAAUGUGGUGAGACACUGUUUUCUGAGGAGUUUUCAGUAUUAUCAUGUCUGUGUAAAUAAUAGCCAGUAGAUAAUAAAGCAAGCCUUUUGAGUUCCUGA
Messenger RNA from Dermochelys coriacea (leatherback sea turtle), 6531 nucleotides. RefSeq names its product sortilin related VPS10 domain containing receptor 2 (gene SORCS2). The record is from RefSeq and is a predicted model, not a curated record. Bases 133 to 3591 code for a protein of 1152 amino acids. The transcript is spliced from 27 exons. Gene Ontology annotation, molecular function: protein binding. Gene Ontology annotation, cellular component: membrane. NCBI's taxonomy places the organism in Eukaryota, Metazoa, Chordata, Testudines, Dermochelyidae.